UUACAUGAUUUUAGAGGUAUGGGGGGCAUGCAUGUAGAUAUGAAUGUUAAGUUGUUAAACAUGUCAGAUUUGUCAUUUCUUUAUUUAUUAGGGGGUUUUAUGUUUUACAUCAUUUCACUUUCUUGGCUAUUCUGAAAUGCUUUGGUUGAAUAUAUUAUGCUUUGGUUUGCUGAAGUCGAACCUUCACAUGUUCAGCAGCCUUCCUGUGCUGCGUAUGGAUAAUAUUUAUGAGGAUUUAAAUAUUUUGGUAUUGUUUGGUGGAGCUGCAUUUUGAAAAUGUUGAACCUUCAAAGUAGAUGGGUAUCCUUUUGGUUUGGUUUGUUGAAGCAGAACUUUCAAAUUGAUAGAUUGGAUAUUUUUAUAAUUUGCUUUCAUGGAUCCUGAUUUUUGGAAGUGUGAUGGUUGCUUUGCUUGGCUUUACGGAAGCCGAAACUUCAGAUAUUCAGCAGCUGCCCUUUACUGUUUAUUUAUAAUAUUUCUAUGCUUGGGUUUGCUGAAGUACGAAUCCGAGGGGCGUGUUGGCAACUGCUACUACUGCAUUUCUAUGUAUGAAUGAAGGGGAAGGGAGAAAUUUGCAAGUCAUUAUGUUUUUUUGAUGCUUUUGGGAGGGUGUAUUGUAUGAAUGAAAGCUUUGUAUCUUCUUCUUUAAUGCUAUAAUAAAGUUGUGGCCUCCUUUGCCGUGGAUGUAGGUCAUUUUGACCGAACCACGUAAACAUUUGGUGUCCUUUUUUCAUUUUUUUUACUUUCUUUAAUCAAUUUUUUAAUCGAAAACUAUAUUGUUGUGUUUCAUAUCUUUGCUUCGUCGUAGUAGUAACAUGGCUGGUAAGUCUAAAGAACAUGGUUCACCGGCAAUCUGGGAAAAGGAAAUCAAAUUGUUGUUCUGCGACCUCUGUAUCAAAGAAAUUGAGCUGGGCAAUAGACCGACAACCUUUUUCAACAAAGAAGGUUGGAAUAGUAUCAUUAAACAUUUUAAAGACUCCACCGGACGGGAGUACGACAGGCUGCAAAUGAAAAACAAAUGGGAUCAACUAAAGAAAGAUUGGAAAAUUUGGAAGGAUCUAAAGCGUGGUUCAACUGGUUUGGGUUGGGAUCCAAUAAAGCGAACCAUUGAUGCUUCGGAAGAGUGGUGGGCAGAGAGGCUCGCGGUGGUUCCAGCAGCUAAAAAGUAUAAAACAUGUGGGAUUGAACCUGAGUUGGAGGAGAAGUUAGACCAAAUGUUCGGGGGUGUCGUUGCAACAGGGAAAUAUGCAUGCGCUCCAAGCGAGACGGGAUUUGGUGAAACACAGGACAAUGUUGCUGUCAGUUUAUCAGAUGAUUCACCUGAAUUUCCAAGUGCAGGUCCAACUGAGAUUCAAUCUACGAAUCGCUCUAAGCGAUCUAGGUUCGAGAGCAAAAAAAAGGGUGGAGCUGCCACAAUCAGAAACCAGAUAUCAUGCCUAAUGGAUUCUUCCAAUGAUGCCCCCCAUAAAGUACAGAAAACAUCAAUUAAUGAGGUCGUGGCUAUUCUAGAGCAGGAUCCGAGUAUUGCAGCGGAUGAUGAGCUAUACUACUUCGCUGUUGAGCUGCUUCAAGAUUCGGUGCAAAGAGAUUUUUUCACAGCUAUUGCCAAAGAGCGCAGGGUGUCGUAUCUACGACAUUUUUUUGAGUGCAAGAAAAUUUGAAUGGACUUUUUUUAGUUGCUACGUCCUUACUUUAAUAGUUUAUGAGAAGACAUGGUUAUUUGAACUGUUGUUUAAUGAGACUUUUCAGUUUAUUUUGUUUUC
Phalaenopsis equestris is the source of this 1763-nucleotide messenger RNA. Its product is annotated as L10-interacting MYB domain-containing protein-like. The transcript has 2 exons. Lineage: Eukaryota; Viridiplantae; Streptophyta; Magnoliopsida; Asparagales; Orchidaceae. The record is from RefSeq and is a predicted model, not a curated record. Bases 816 to 1661 code for a protein of 281 amino acids.